UCACCUCUAAUUCCUGGUAUUUGAAGAAGCGAAAUGUGCGGUCACUCUGCUUGAGCUCUACAUUAUUUUUGGCAGCACAAGAAAUAAAUAACAUAUUUUGUAGUUAUUCUUUGUAUAAGCAAUCGCAGUAGGUAAAUAAGAUGUCCUAUCAACUAUAUCGCAAUACCACACUGGGCAACACGCUGCAAGAGAGCCUCGACGAGCUGAUUCAGUAUGGACAAAUUACGCCCGCAUUGGCAUUCAAGGUUCUGCUGCAGUUCGAUAAGAGUAUUAACAACGCUCUAAAUCAACGUGUCAAGGCCCGAGUUACAUUCAAAGCAUCCAGAUUGAACACCUAUCGAUUCUGCGACAAUGUCUGGACCCUGAUGUUAAACGAUGUGGAGUUUAGAGAAGUUCACGAGUUUGUCAAAGUAGACAAGGUUAAGAUUGUGGCGUGUGAUGGCAAAAGCGGCGAUUUUAACUGACAAAUGGAGAAACCACCAACAAGCAACAACAUUGCAACACAUUCUACUUUUUAAGUUUGUAGUUGAUAAGGUUUAAUUCGGCUGAUAUUAAUUAAAAAUGAACAGCAUAUUGAAGCACUAAACUGUUAAAUCAAAAA
This is a messenger RNA of Drosophila sulfurigaster albostrigata, 601 nucleotides long. RefSeq names its product transcription initiation factor IIA subunit 2 (gene TfIIA-S). Gene Ontology annotation, molecular function: RNA polymerase II general transcription initiation factor activity; TBP-class protein binding. Gene Ontology annotation, biological process: RNA polymerase II preinitiation complex assembly; transcription initiation at RNA polymerase II promoter. Bases 141 to 464 code for a protein of 107 amino acids. Gene Ontology annotation, cellular component: transcription factor TFIIA complex. Lineage: Eukaryota; Metazoa; Arthropoda; Insecta; Diptera; Drosophilidae. The transcript is spliced from 2 exons. The record is from RefSeq and is a predicted model, not a curated record.